UUAAAAAUUUGAAUAAGAUAAAAACAUUUUUUUUUGAACACGUGGAAAAAAUUCGAAAAACAAUCGAAGAUUGCUUUAGGAAAUAAAUCAAAAAAUUAAAUUAGAAAGUGAUUUAAUUAUAAAUUCAGUGAUGAAAUCAGUGAAAGUUGGGGUUUUGAUGAAAAUGUGAUAAAUAGGAGAAAAAAAAAUAUAUUUUUUUCUUUGACGUAAUGAAAAAUACCAGUGCGUGGAAAAUGGGGAAAAAAGAAACAGUGAUUUGAAAUGUGAUGAACAAAGUGGGUGAGAAGUGAAGCGAUGUAUAGGUAUAUAUGACUCAGAGAAAAAUGUAGAAUCAUGUUCUCUACCUUCACACACGUGUAUACAAUAUAAGAAUCUUGAGACUUUUAUAAUACAAAUACCGUAUAUAAAAACCUAUAAAAGAAUUUUUAUAUUUCCGGUAUUAUAUAUGAGAUUUUUACCUUUUUUCCAGUUUUUUUUUGUUUUGGACAAUAUGAAACUAAAGAGAAAUUAAAUAUUCUUGUUGCGAUAAAUUGAAUUUAGAAGAAAUUAAAUUAAACUAGGAAAAAAAUGAGAAAAGUAGUGAACUGAAAAAGAAGGAGAAAAAAAUAGUGAAGUAUAAAGGAACAUUAAAAAUUGUGAACAAAAAAUAGUCUCUUAAGAAUAAGAGAGAAAAUUCAUCACUGAAAGUUAUAUCUUCAUUAAAAAAAGAAAAAAAAAAUAAUAGAAAAAUCUCUUCAGAAAAUGGUCAGCCAACACGCAAUGGCUACUACUGUUCGCAAAGUCAAACAGGAAAACAGAUUGAGGAAACUUAAUCAGAAUCAAGAUGAGGAGGAAUAUUAUAAGCCGGUGCCACCACCGAAACCGGUGUCGAAUAAUCAGAAGAAUCAAAAUUUUCAACAGUCACAACAGACGAUAGUGGAAGCGUCGUACCCUAAGGUGACUUCCGGUCAAUCGGGGGAGGAUACGCUCGCUCGUAAUUCCGUACAAACUCCUGCACCGGAAUACAGGAUGCCACCUUUAUAUGGCGACGAGCAGAGUUCAAAUCAGGCUCAACAAGCAGCCAAUCUCCAAACUCACAGUAGCAAAUUUCCGAUUGAACGUGAAGUUGUUCUUUCAUCAGGAGACAAGAACUCGAAAAUCCCAAUUCUUCACGAGUACAAGCAAAGAAGUGCCGGAAGGGCGGCAAUCGCACCGGAUGCACCAAUCAGCCAACAGGCUUGGGUUCAGGAGGGAAAUCAGAUGCAGGAACUGAGACAAGAAAGUCAGCGAAACUACCAAUCCCCAGAAACCUACUCGUCGACGGCGACAGGUGCUGUUCCUCGAACGACCAAAGUCGAUGAGGAAAAGACCAAGACCCUAUCGAAAACAUAUCACACCAUCAAGGAUAUGAUUUCGAGUCGAUUUGGUCCAAAUCGAAAGGAUGCUGAUACAGAACCUGAAGCGAGUUUAAAUAAUGUUACGGAGGAAUUGAGAAAAUCGAGUCGUGAUAUUGAAGAGGACGAGGUCAAGAAGAAGGAAGGUGGUGGUGUUUACGGGAAACCAAGAGCGCAAGAAUCCUCUCUCAAUAUGCAACAGUAUCCGAAAAAUUCCUAUGGACAAUAUGGACACUCGUAUGGCUAUCAAGGUGGACAGCAAACUGUCCCACUUCCAGGACAACUUCAGUCUCCGUCGCAAAUUCAACCGAGUUUGCCGGGACAAAGUGCACAACUUCACGUGACUCAUCACACACCACCGGGAGGAGUUCAAAUGGCCCAUCAGACACAAAUAUCUGGUUUCGUUCAAUCCACAAGUGCUGGACAACCGGUUCAGAAUGUAAACAGGGAAUACGUGGUGCAAGGACCCGGAGCUAUGAAUCAGAAUCAUGGCAUACCAGUGAUGAAAGUCGGUCUGUUGCUACAGCAAGCAACAAACGUGCAUCAGUCGUCGCAUCAAAGUUACCAAAGUCCUCAGCAAUUGUUGCAUCAGAGCCAGCAUCACCAAAGUCCACGAUUCUCUCAACAGCACGCUCAAAAUAUGCAUCAGCGUCAAUUGAUUCAGCAGAUGCAUCAGCAGCAACAACUCGCCGGACAGCAAACAAAUUCUCAUCCCCUACGAACAACAAACAGUCACUUUUCGGGAAAUGUUCCUUAUCAACAGUUCCAGCAGACUAGACAACCAAUCUCCAGAUCGCAGAUUGAUUUGCCCAGCACUUCGAGACAAAAUCAGGAUCUUCGAGUUUCCGGACAGGAAAUCUACUAUCAUUACGCUCAAGGCAGACCCAGGUACGGAGUGCCUCAAGUCUACAUGAAACCCGAAACGCCAAGUCAGGAGAUCGAAUACCAAAGGCAAAACUCGAUGAAAGGAAUUGAGAAAGCCGCCUCUCAACCCCAUCUUUCAUUCGAGGAGGAGCGACUCGGUAAUAAUGAGAAUUUCCCCCAACGCAAUAAUUCCACAGCCGAUGCAAUGAAAUCAAGUGUCUCUGUCGAUCCCCUGGACAAGGAGAAAUACGAAAUCACCGUCGAGGAACAUCAAAUGGAUUUCGGUAGAAGUGGAUCGCAAAGAAAAGACGAAUACCGUCCGGAGACAAGUUUUGGAAUUCGUCGCGAGGAGGGACGAACAUCGAAGAGAGGCGAACACGAUCAUCAGAAUAAUCAAAAAGACCCAUCUCAAAAUACAAAUCAAACAUUGUCGGUGCAAAAGCGAAUAGAGGAACUUCAAAAGAAAAACGAGCAAGAUGGUAUUUAUACUGCGAAACCAUCGAAAGAUGUGAGCAGUGAAAAUGAAGAGAUCCGUAAUAAUUCAGGACAAAAAUUAGAGAUGUCGAAGAGACUCGAAAAUUCGCAGAUUACCAACAAUAAGGAGAAUUAUUUCAAGAACGAUACGAAGAGUAAGGAUGAUAUUGAGCAGGGACUAGCGAGAAUGAAAAUUCAGGGUCAAGGUUCGGGUUCGGAUUACGAUAAAGCUGGACAGAGUUCGUCGAAUGUGGAUUCUGGAAGGGGAUCCGCUGUUUAUUCGAGUGGACGACGACCGCCUCCUGAAAAUCAAGGACACGCUCAAGGUCAGGACUCUGAGUGGGUGGAUAUAGUGGAAUCAGAAUUGAGAAGCAUUUUGGAGCCAAGAGAUGUUCCGGCAAUGGCGCACUCCACUUUAUCUGAAAGUGUGUCGUCAGUGACACCUCCCUUGCCUCCUUUAUCGCCCCAUGGAAGUCCUAGAACUCCACGAAAUAGAUAUUCAGCGAGCUUACCUUACGGAUCAAAGCCAAACUACAGUGAAUAUAGUAAAGGAUGUGACAAAAGAAACUACCCAAGCUCCUCUAAGCAUCGCGGUGCUUCAACAUCAAAGAAAGAUUCAACGAAAAAGUUCUCUCAUUUAUUCGGAGUGGAAGCGGCGGAUUUAACAUCGACGACAACAGGACUCGAUUUAGAUUCGAUGCUAGACAGAAGUGAUUCUGAUCUGAGUACAAAUGAUGCAAGGACAAUAAGAAAACAGUUGGAGGGUCUCGAAAAUAUGUAUAGCGAAGUUUUAAAAUUACUUGGCGGAAGUGUGAAGAAAAAGAGAAAAUCAAGAGGACUCACCAGUUACGGUUCAGUUUCUUCUCUUCCAACUUCAUCAGUUUCUUCCAGGCCAGUGACAAGGCAUCACGAUAAGCGAAGAUCACACGCUAUGGAUGACAGAAUGAAAAAAGUUAAAGAUAUCAAAAGUAUCAAUAAACGCUUUCAACGGCUGGAAUCUCACGUGGUAACUCUGGCAAGAUCUGUAGCACAUCUCAGUUCUGAGAUGAGAACACAGCAUUUAAUGAUGCAGGAAAUGGAGAACAUUAGGGGUGAAAUUGCGGCGUUAAGAACUCAAACGAGCAUGGCAAUGGUGAGAUCGCAGUCUCAGCCUCUGAUCAAGGAUUCUGAAUUGCCGGCUCUCUCGAAUCCUUCAAGGGUGAAAAAGCUCACCAAGUUUUUUGGAACAGAACCGCCACUCAUCAGGCUUUUUCUCCGGGAACUAGGGUAUGAGAAAUACGCCGGCGCCUUCGAGAAAGAAAGAGUAGGAAUGGUUGAAUUACCUUACUUGAGCGAAGAAAGGCUGCAAAAGAUGGGUGUCCCAUUGGGACCAAGACUGAGAAUUUUGCAAGAAGCGAGAAUAUCCGUACUGAAAGAUCCAGUGUACGUGGUGUAACCGUGUACCAAAAAAAGAAAGAGGACAAAAAGAGGAGAAUAAAAA
Leptopilina heterotoma is the source of this 4191-nucleotide messenger RNA. RefSeq lists its product as uncharacterized. Lineage: Eukaryota; Metazoa; Arthropoda; Insecta; Hymenoptera; Figitidae. The transcript has 15 exons. Gene Ontology annotation, molecular function: protein binding. Bases 742 to 4146 code for a protein of 1134 amino acids. The record is from RefSeq and is a predicted model, not a curated record.